Messenger RNA from Anthostomella pinea, 1065 nucleotides. The record is from the annotation of a GenBank genome assembly. Lineage: Eukaryota; Fungi; Ascomycota; Sordariomycetes; Xylariales; Xylariaceae.
AUGUCGACGCCAGCAACCCAGCCCGUAAUAACGCCGUCAAGCUCGCACACUGACAAGCCGACAGUGCGGGUCGGCACGCGGAAGUCGGCGCUAGCCAUGAAGCAAGCGGACUUCGUCGUGACGUCGCUGCAGAAGCUGCACCCGGGCAUCAACUUCGAGAUCAAGGGCAUGCACUCGGCGGCCGACAAGGACAAGAUCACGGCGCUGUACAAGUUCGGCGGCAAGGGCCUGUGGACGAACGAGCUGGAGGCGGAGCUCAUGGGCGGUGCGCUCGACAUGAUCGUGCACUCGCUCAAGGACAUGCCGACGGGGCUGCCCGACGGCUGCGUGCUGGCCUGUGUGACAAGGCGCGAGGACCCCCGCGACGUCGUUGUCGUCAAGGGGGGGCUCGAAAACAAAUACAAGACGCUGGCGGAUCUGCCGGACGGCGCCGUCGUCGGCACCAGUAGCGUGCGGCGCAUGGCGCAGAUCCGGCGCCGGUACCCGAAACUGCACUUCAAGGACAUGCGGGGGAAUAUCGAUACGCGCAUCAAGAAGCUCGAUGCUGAGGAUAGCGAGUUUAGCGUGCUGAUCCUGGCGGCGGCGGGUCUGCUGCGCAUGGGCUAUGAUGCGCGUAUAUCGCAGUACCUGGAGAGCGGAACGGAGGGCGGCGGCAUGCUGCAUGCGGUCGGACAGGGAGGCCUGGGUAUCGAGGCCAGAGCGGAUGAUACACAGACGCUGGAAUUGCUGAAGGCGCUUGAAAGUGAGGCGGACAUGCUGGCGUGUGAGGCGGAGCGGAGCGUCAUGCGGACGCUGGAGGGCGGCUGCAGUAUUCCUAUUGGGGUCGAGACGAAGUGGGUAGGGGAGAACAAGCUGCGGUUAACGGGGACGGUUGUCAAUGUUGAGGGCACGGAGGCUGCUGACGCGGAGGGCGUCCAGGAGAUCAAGACGAGAGAGGACGCCGUCGAGUUCGGCAAGUUGGUGGCGCAAAAACUGACCGACAAUGGGGCGCAGAAGAUCCUCGAUGUCAUCAAUGUCGACCGCGAGGCCAGCCGCGAGAGUGCUGAGGCCUGGAUACCGGCGUAG